Molecule: messenger RNA, 345 nt
Organism: Protopolystoma xenopodis
Lineage: Eukaryota; Metazoa; Platyhelminthes; Monogenea; Polystomatidea; Polystomatidae
Source: the annotation of a GenBank genome assembly
AUGCACGCCUUCGAGUUGUCACAUGCAAGUGGACGCACCGGCACACGUGACACACACGCGCACAACCAGCGCGACCCUGCACGCGGACCCGACGCACAGGUGCACAGACGCCCAGGCGCACACGAGACAGCGGCUGGAGGUGCACCACAGCGCGAUGAGGCGACGCCUGUUCUCACGCCGCCUCGUCUUCACCACCGCUUCACUCCUCAGCCGGAGGCGUUGAUUAAUUGCUGCCUUAUAAUUUCCACCCGCUCCCGCAACACACACACUCUCCUCCACGUCCUGCCUCGCCGGCUCAAGCCGACCCGAAACUGCACUCCGUCUAGGCUCGUCGGCCAGUUGUGA